Molecule: messenger RNA, 4363 nt
Organism: Ostrea edulis (European flat oyster)
Lineage: Eukaryota; Metazoa; Mollusca; Bivalvia; Ostreida; Ostreidae
Product: protein PIF-like
Exons: 10
Coding region: 25-2445 (806 amino acids)
Cellular component (GO): extracellular region
Molecular function (GO): chitin binding
Source: RefSeq, a predicted model, not a curated record
GUCCUAUAUUUUUCAUACGAAGCAAUGCUAAGAACAACAGCUUGGAUAUCUAUUCUUUUUCAUUUAAUUGUUCCAAACUUUGCAAAUAGCAAUGUGGUUGGACCAGAUUGCAAGAAGCCGUUUGACAUUUACUUUGUCAUUGACGGAUCAGAUAGCAUAUCUGAGUCCGAUUUCUAUCUACUUAAAAAAUCCAUUUUUGACCUUGUGGACCAGUUAAAUAUUGGCGAUGGGAAUGGACGUAUGGGAAUCUUGGUGUAUAGUAGCUCUAUCGAAACAAUGGUGGAGCCAUCCACUGACAGAGACUAUCUUAAAGAGCACGCCAUGAAUUUACCCCAUCCCCGAAUGGGCACGGAUACAGCUGUUGGAAUCAAAGUCAUGACCGAAAUUUUCCAAGUAGCAAAGAGACCUGGAGUUCCCCAAAUCGGAGUUGUUAUCACUGACGGCUUAUCAAUGAAUCCCAUGGAUACUUCUCGUGAAGCUAGAUUAGCUAAGGACAUAGGGAUACAUAUGUAUGCUGUCGGCGUGUCUGAAAACACUGAUAUAGACGAGCUGAAUAGUAUUGCUUCCUCCAGUGCCAGUGUUUUGUCCGUGAAGUCGUUUGGAAUAUUGGCAUCCAGUUUACAAGAAUUUGUACAACUUGUAUGUCCGACUACAACAACUACCACAACCACCACACCCGCACCAACGACAACAACUAUUCCCACAACCACACCUGAGGGCGCCACGCCUCCGUUGCCGCCAACAAUGGCGCCGGGAAUAGGACCAUGCGAUAACUGCAAAAUGUUGAACGGAGUAGGCUUCAAUUCCCACCCAGAUGACUGUGAUAAAUUUGUCCAAUGUUAUUUCGGAUCAAACGGAAAACUUCGUGUUGCCUAUCGGCAAUGUCCGUAUGGUCAAUACUGGGACCAGGAUGUGCUCACUUGCCGACCUUCUGAACAAGUUCCAUGUGAGAAAGAAAAAUGCCGUAACCCCCGAAUCAUGUCGUAUGCUUACGGUAACACAGGAAAUUGCAGAGCCCAUUGGGCCUGUAACUUUGGCAAAGCGACAGCGACCUGUUGUCCAGAGGGCCUACGAUACAUCCCGUACAGAGGUUGCAAAAGAGACAAGAAAUGUACCGAUCCAUGCCCACCAUCCUUCCACCAGGAAGGUCCCUGCGACACCAGAAUGAUCUUUGGCGAAGCAGGAAAAUUCGAACAAUUUGUCAGUGGCCUAGGAUGGGUAAAAAUGCCCUGUGCUCCUGGAACCCAGUAUGAUCCGAACACUUGUCAAUGUUCUUUACACGACUCAUUUUUACCAGGGAAAGAGUGCAAAGCAGAACUAUACAUACCUUUCAGCAGCGAUGCCAAGGAUUAUUCUGGAAACCAACUUUAUGUGGAAAAUCAAAACGUUACCGUUAUCGGAAAUGGUCUGGGUUACUUUGACGGUAACGCCCGCCUGAUCAUUAAUCGUUUCUCUAACAUUGACUUUUACACUGAUUUAGUCAUUAAGAUGAGAUAUUUGGACGACCCAGGAGCGAGUUCAACUGGUCUACAAGCUCUGUUCAGCAAUGGUGACUGUUGUGAUAAUGCAGCCACAAUGAUGCUAGUCAAAAGCAGAAAUAAUCUUCAUUUUAUGGCAAAAACAGAGGUGAAGUCAAACAAUGAGACGAUUGAUCGAAUAACCGCAUUUCAUCUUCCGGCUAUGCGUGGAAACUGGAACGAGGUAUACUACAUGCACGACACCAAGUCUCUUGAGGGAAAGGUGAACGGAAUAGGAUUAGAAAACUGGGCCUAUGGUCCCAUCAAGCGAUCUAAGGCCGCUUUACAUAUUGGCUACAGCAGAGGGUUUCGGAACUUUAAAGGCUACAUGGACUACAUAGCGGUGUUUCUCUGUAGACCGCGCUACCUUUGCGCCAUUUGUCUUGAAAUUCAGAAGUGUAAAAGCUUUCUCUACAACAGAGAAACAAAACAUACACAAAUCUUAACGUCCAUCGAGAGCCCGAGUAGCCCAACAGCUGUAAACAUGGGAAACUGGAAGUACUAUGUCAUUAAAUCAGAACCCCGGAUAUGUGACAUCGGAUGGGAGAAAUUUGAAGAGUCGUGCUACCUAUUCAGUCUCUCCAGUGGCAGCUGGCAAAGCGGCAAAUCGUUUUGUGAAGGCCAGGGAGGCUAUCUUGUUGAAAUUACCAGCUUGGUGGAAGACACAUUUGUCAGAGAUUACGUCAGAACCAGGGGUCUCACGGCCAUAGACAAACGCGAUAGCUGGAUUGGAGGUACCGACGUGGCGUUGGAGAACACGUUCGUUUGGACCGGAAGUGGAGAAACCUUUACGUAUUCAAACUGGGGUCCAAAUAAUCCGGAUAACAACAACGGGAACCAGCACUGCACUAUACUGUACCAGCCGUCAGAUUAUAAGUGGCACGACACAGAGUGCACAAAUACCAAUAGCUAUAUUUGCGAAAAAUAAAGACAUAAUUUUGUUUGCAGAAACACAAUACACUUAUAUGACCAUGUUUGCAGAAAAUACAAAACUACAGAAUUGCAUUAUUUUUCUUUGCAGUAACACAUUACACAAAUAUCAAUAACUAUACUAGUAUGUAACAUAAACACUUGUAUCAUUUUGGUUUACAAAAACACUGUAGUCAACAAUGUCAGAUAAUGGACUAAACCAGUAACUCUAUUUCGUAGUUUUAAAGAUUUAGAGACACUCCUUUUGCACAUUCCUGUUUUUAUGCCCUGUCGGUCAAAUUGACCGGUGCGGUAGAGAAAGGGUUAAUGUGUUUCUGAAAAAAAUAUAGUAUAAAUCGAGGACACACUUUUCUUUUACGAUAAAUAAUCAUACAUUGGUUUGUUGUUUUACGUCCCAUCAAGAAUUUCUCACUCAUAGAGGGGCGUUAACAACUAGUGAAGUGUCAUAGAGACGUUAACAACCGGUGAAGUGUUAUAGAGGGACGUUAACAGCUGGUGAAGUGUCAUAGAGACGACAACUGGUGAAGUGUUAUAGAGGGACGUUAACAGCUGGUGAAGUGUCAUAGAGACGACAACUGGUGAAGUGUUAUAGAGGGACGUUAACAGUUGGUGAAGUGUUAUAGAGGGACGUUAACAACUGGUGAAGUGUUAUAGAGACGUUAACAACCGGUGAAGUGUUAUAGAGGGACGUUAACAGCUGGUGAAGUGUCAUAGAGACGACAACUGGUGAACUGUUAUAGAGACGUUAACAACUGGUGAAGUGUUAUAGAGACGUUAACAACCGGUGAAGUGUUAUAGAGGGACGUUAACAACUGGUGAAGUGUCAUAGAGACGUUAACAACUGGUGAAGUGUCAUAGAGACGUUAACAGUUGGUGAAGUUUAAUAUAGAAACGUUAACAGUUGGUGAAGUUUCAUCAUAUAGGGACGUUACCAGCUGGUGAAAUGUCAUAUAUUUUGAUAUUUGGUUAGUUCUCAAGGUUGUAAGGAUGUUCUUAUCAUUAGGUUUGAAUCGGCUGCCGGGAUCAGGAUUAGAACCAGCUAGCGACCUCCCGGAUGGAAGAACCUCUGAGCUAUCACGACCGGUCACAAAAAGGUUAGGAUCGCCCUAAACGCUGAGCUAUCACGACAGGUCACAUAAAGGUCAGGAUCGCCCUAAUCUGUGAGCCAUCACCGGUCACAUAAAGGUCAGGAUCGCCCUAAUCUGUGAACCAUCACUGACCGGUCACAUAAAGGUCAGGAUCGCCCUAAACUCUGAGCUAUCACGACCAGUCACAUAAAGGUCAGGAUCGCCAUAUUCUGUGAACCAUCACUGACCGGUCACAUAAAGGUCAGGAUCGCCCUAAUCUGUGAGCCAUCACCGGUCACAUAAAGGUCAGGAUCGCCCUAAUCUGUGAACCAUCACUGACCGGUCACAUAAAGGUCAGGAUCGCCCUAAACUCUGAGCUAUCACGACCAGUCACAUAAAGGUCAGGAUCGCCAUAUUCUGUGAACCAUCACUGACCGGUCACAUAAAGGUCAGGAUCGCCCUAAACUCUGAGCUAUCACUGUCCGGUGAUAUUGAGGUCAGGAUCGCCCUAAUCACUGACUGAUAACAUAAAGGUCAUGCUAUGUUAUUGAAAAACAAAGGCCAUCACAGUAAUUGUUACGGCGACUAGUCGGCCAAAAACUAUGAAUUUUUUUUUUAUUUUCCAAGUCCAAAGUGCACAACUCGUCCACAACUCUUCAAUCAGAAUCAAAUGAGAACUUGACUUUGAUAUUCUCUUGAUGUAUCUAUGUACCAACUUUCAGUUGAAUAGGACGGGCAAGGAUAACGUACAUUAUGUGCCCCUGCAUAUAGGGCAUAAAAAAUCAAUACCAUUUGUUAAUUAUUUAAUGUAUGCCUGUAAAGUCUAAUAAAAUAAUUCACUGGUAUGGA